CCGCAAUUGCAUGGGGCCCGAGCCCCAUGCAGCAGAAGCGUCGCCUCAUAAACGCACAGCGCCCCUGCCUCGCCCUUACUUUUAAAGCAGUGUGGUGACUUAACGUCCCACCUUUCUUCUCCUCCAGUUUAAAGAGGAACCAGCAAAAAUGUCUGAGGGCAAGGAGCAUCUGUCCAUCGUCAUUUGCGGCCACGUCGACUCUGGCAAGUCGACGACCACUGGUCGCCUGCUGUUCGAGCUCGGCGGUAUCCCCGAGCGUGAGCUGGAGAAGCUGAAGGAGGAGGCCGCUGCCCUGGGCAAGUCCUCGUUCGCCUUCGCCUUCUACAUGGACCGCGCCAAGGAGGAGCGCGAGCGUGGUGUGACCAUUGCCUGCACCACCAAGGAGUUCUUCACUGACCGCUGGCACUACACCAUCAUCGACGCCCCCGGUCACCGCGACUUCAUCAAGAACAUGAUUUCCGGUGCCGCCCAGGCCGAUGUGUGCCUGCUGAUGGUGCCCGCUGACGGUAACUUCACCACCGCCAUCCAGAAGGGUGACCACAAGGCCGGUGAGAUCCAGGGCCAGACCCGCCAGCACGCUCGCCUGAUCAACCUGCUGGGUGUCAAGCAGCUGAUUGUGGGUGUGAACAAGAUGGACUCCGACACUGCCGGCUACAAGAAGGAGCGCUACGAUGAGAUUGCCAACGAGAUGCGCCACAUGCUGGUGCGCGUGGGCUGGAAGGACGACUUCGUCAACAAGUCGGUGCCCAUCCUGCCCAUCUCCGGCUGGCUGGGUGACAACCUGAUCACCAAGUCCACCAACAUGACCUGGUACUCCGGCCAGGAGGUGGUCAACCUGAAGGGCGAGAAGAUCCAGGUGCACACCCUGCUGGACGCCCUGAACAGCUUCGUGGUCGUGCCCGAGCGCAAGACCGACGCUCCCCUGCGUCUGCCCAUCUCCGGCGCCUACAAGAUCAAGGGUGUCGGUGAUGUGCUGGCCGGCCGCGUCGAGCAGGGCGUGGUCAAGCCCGGUGAUGAGGUGAUCUUCCUGCCCACCCACACCACCGCCAACCCCUGCACCGGCAAGGUGUUCACCGUGGAGAUGCACCACAAGCGUGUGGACAAGGCCGGCCCCGGCGACAACGUCGGCAUGAACAUCAAGGGUCUGGACAAGGGCAACAUGCCCCGCACCGGUGACGUGAUGAUCCUGAAGUCGGACCAGACCCUGAAGAUUGUCAAGGACUUCACCGCCCAGAUUCAGACCCUGGACAUCCCCGGUGAGGUCAAGAAGGGCUACUCGCCCAUCGGCUUCGUGCGCUGCGGCCGCUCCGCCUGCCGCAUCAGCGGCAUCAACUGGAAGGUCGGCAAGGAGACCGGCGGCAAGAAGAUGGAGAACCCCGUCGGCCUGAAGGCUAACGAGAUGGCUGAGGUCGUCUACGAGCCCACCCAGCCCCUGAUCGUGGACUCCUUCAAGAACUGCGAGGGCCUGUCCCGCAUUGCCUUCCUGGACGGCAACACCGCCGUCAUGCUCGGCAAGGUGGUGUCCGUCACCCACAAGUAAAUGGACGGCUAGCAGUGGCUGCGGCAGAGGCGGCCUGAGCUAGGCACCUUGGCGGGGCGGGCGGCGGACACGCUAAUGCAUUAUGCGCGCGCGGCGUGGACGCGGCUGGUCACGAUCGGGGUGCUACCCACGGCAAUGGCUGCUGCGGUGGAGCAGGAUGCUUGAGAGCAAGCACAGGUUGGGGUGGUACAGGGUCGCUUGGAAGCGGUGUCGGAGUGAGUGCUGCGCGGGGUGUCUGACGGUUUGACUUCUCAGGCCUUGCAUGCAAAAGACGCGGAAUGACUUGAGAGUGGCGUACGUCCAGACGUGGACGGUGUUAGCUAAGUAGCGACUGGUAGGACGGAUUUCGGAAGAAGCCAACUGACGGAGUGGUCCCUACAUGUAUUUGGGUGCCCUGAGCGGAUUCGGGAAACAACCUCGUGUCGCUGAAGCAUGAAACACUGUAACGGUGCGUGAGGC
Messenger RNA from Chlamydomonas reinhardtii, 1999 nucleotides. RefSeq lists its product as uncharacterized. Gene Ontology annotation, biological process: translation. The transcript is spliced from 7 exons. NCBI's taxonomy places the organism in Eukaryota, Viridiplantae, Chlorophyta, Chlorophyceae, Chlamydomonadales, Chlamydomonadaceae. Bases 326 to 1540 code for a protein of 404 amino acids. Gene Ontology annotation, molecular function: GTP binding; GTPase activity. The record is from RefSeq and is a predicted model, not a curated record.